UGUAUAGCUAAGUAGGGGCAGUUCGGAUUUAGAAUAAGUGUGAAAGGUACGAGACACGAGAGGAGAACAAUAAAUGAGAAAGAGAGAGCGAGGUGUGAUGAGGCUUAUGAUAACCCUCAUCAUCGUCACGUCGUUUUUCAUUCGCUACUCCCAAAAACCUCCCAGAAUUCCACGCUUCCUCUCCUUUCUCUCUCUCUCUCUCUAGACAUUUUUUUGCUUUUCUUUCGUUCUUCUCCACACACACACACACUCUCUCAUCCUUUAGAAUUUAGCCUUAGGUAUAGAGCUAGUCAACCUCUCUUUGUUCCCAUGUUUUAAAACCCAACGAAACGAACACUGUAUACUCUUUUUUCCGAUCUUUCAAUUCCCUCUUUUCUAGAUUACAGUACAGCUUCUCAACCCCACCACCACCACCAACACAUACAGAUUUUCAACGAAAGAAAAUGUGGAUGAUGGGUUACAACGACGCUGGAGAGCUCAACUUACACGACUCGUUCAACGCCACGGCUCGGAAGCUUCGUCCACUCAUUCCAAGGCCACUUCAGCCUUCGCCCAACUCUUCUCAUCAAACAACGACCACAAACCCUAAUAAUCCACCAUGUUUGAGCCGUAACUCUACUCAUCCUGAUUUCUUCGCUCAAUAUCAUCAUCUGGCUUCGACGACUCAACACAACAUGAGCGAUUACCACCAUCAGAACAUGAUGAUGAGCAAGAGAUCAGAGUUAGGCAUUGGCCAGCAAGUUGUGGUGAGUUCGCGGUGGAACCCGACUCCGGAGCAGCUUCGGGCUCUGGAAGAUCUUUACCGGCGCGGAACGAGGACACCGUCGGCCGAGCAAAUUCAACACAUAACGUCUCAGCUCCGACGGUAUGGGAAGAUCGAAGGGAAGAACGUGUUCUAUUGGUUUCAAAAUCACAAGGCCAGAGAAAGACAGAAGCGUCGUCGUCAGAUUAUGGAGUCUUCCCCUGAAGACUUAGAAAUGUCAGACACAAUUCAAAAGAAUAAUAACAAAGAAAUGACAUUAUUAGAAGCAAGUAAUAAGACAGCAGGGUAUGAAGUUGAACAGACCAAGAACUGGGCACCCACUAGUACUACUCUUGCAGAGCAGGAAUCUCAUGUUUCGAUACAAAGGUCAGCAAAAUCAGCAGCGAGUGCAGAAUCGUGUGGGACAGGUGGAUGGACUCAAUUCGGCGAAGGAGAAUUGCACCAUAGAAGAAACUUUAUGGAAAGGAAUGCCACGUGGCAGACUAUGCAGUUGUCUUGUCUUCCACCUCCUCCUCUUCCCACCUGCCACGUCAUCGUCAACAACAACCCUAGUCAUGUUACUACUACUACUGCUACUACUAAUACUGUGACUGGCAACAGUGGUAGCUGUAGAACAACAGCCUCGUUGCUUGGCAGGAGAACAUCGACAAUAAUGGGACAGAGGCUCAUUAAGAACGGUACUAUCGAGAGCAAUGUGUUCAAAACGACAUCGUACGGAGACGAAAACGAUCGCUUAAUAAACAGCUUCAGAUUGAUAAACAACCAAGAUAUGGAGUCUCAAACCCUAGAGCUGUUCCCACUCAGGAGCGGCGAUUAUUAUAGCACCACGGAGAAGGAGAACAAUAAUGAGUUGUCUGCUGCUGUCUCGGCGAUGAGUUACGCGUCGGCCAAUGAUGUCGCGACAGGUGUCACUCCCCCUUGCCAGUUCAUCGAGUUCCUUCCACUGAAGCAGUAGUAGCUGACACGUAUGACUUGUGUAUCAUAAGAAAACUUAUGUGUGUAAUCUCUCGUUGGGAAAGAAAUGAAGGGUAUUUUUAAUUUUA
Messenger RNA from Humulus lupulus (European hop), 1806 nucleotides. Its product is annotated as WUSCHEL-related homeobox 1. Gene Ontology annotation, molecular function: DNA binding; DNA-binding transcription factor activity. The transcript has 4 exons. NCBI's taxonomy places the organism in Eukaryota, Viridiplantae, Streptophyta, Magnoliopsida, Rosales, Cannabaceae. The record is from RefSeq and is a predicted model, not a curated record. The coding region runs from base 444 to 1718 and encodes 424 amino acids. Gene Ontology annotation, biological process: plant organ development.